AACGAGUAUGAUGAUAGUGAGUGAUAAAGUGUCGGUUCGUGUAGCAAAGGACUACUCAGGUAACCGCCCGAAGUUAUGUACUGUGCGAGGCAAGACGUACUGACUUCUUCGAUGACAAACCAGCACACGAAGGUAAGUAUUGGAACAAUAUUUUAUAUAUCCCACUAUAAUUAAGUGCCCUCUUCUCUCGUACAGUUCUUCAGCAAUUGCAAGCCGAAUCACGAUGAGUCCCCUCAACAGCCUCAACUACGAUUUCGCUCCCCCGAACGACUCCCAUAGGGAAUUUUGGCAGCACAGUCUGGCAAUCGGACACGAGCAGUUCAAGACGACCGUUGCUUUUCAACACUACGGAAGGGACGGUGGUGUCUGGUACAGACCCUCGGUGCCAACUGUACCAACCACUCACAACAGAGCCGACAGUUUGGAAAUGCUCAUGAAGGGGUACCACAUCGGCCAGGCAGAUGCGCAUAAUCAAGCACUGUAUCCUCGUCAGUUGGGGAUUGGGAAUCAACCAGGGUUUCUUCAAGCUCUGCCGUUCUCUAGUAUGGAGUGUCCAUCAGGCGUCGAUCCACCGGUCGGUUCGCGACUUCAAUAUGAAGUAUAUGAUGGCUCCACCAACGGCGCCCACAGUGCCCACAGCAGCUCACUGGCUAGCUCCCAUCAUCUCCCCAUCGCCUGUCAUGAAGCUCAGGUCGAUUCACAAGCACGCGCGACAGGCUUUGAUCCUCCAACCAAUAGUCAGAAUCGAGUAGGAAAACGGCCCAACGGGAAGUGUCAACUUUGCGGUCGGUCUGUCCGUCUCAUGAACCGGCACCUGCGUGACAGGCACGGCUCCACUCUCGAGCCUCGCGCCGCCACCUUCGAUUGUACAAUUUCUGGAUGCAAGAGGAGAGGUGACCAGAGCUUCACUCGAAAGGACAACCUUACCCAGCAUCUCCGCAACGUCCACGGCGUUGCUAUUCCGAAGAGGUUCCGCAAAGAGUUCACCGGGGGCGUGGUCCAGUCAUAGAUAGAAUCACGGGCUAGCUAGAAGAUGAAAAAGUUAUCAUCUUUUUCGUUGACUCUUCGUUUAAGAAUUUGCAAAAGUAUAGCAAUGGAAUUUCUCUUACCUACUUACUAGGACGUUCCGUUUGAUCGAGUGAUAGUCGAGCAGGGGCGGAUCGUAAUGGAUGAACGACGAACGUGUGAGAGUUGGCGGGCAUUUCUUUGUGCUCAUGGGCACCGUUCUCUUUUAAGGAUAACUAGAAC
Messenger RNA from Tricharina praecox, 1248 nucleotides. RefSeq lists its product as uncharacterized. The record is from RefSeq and is a predicted model, not a curated record. The transcript has 6 exons. Lineage: Eukaryota; Fungi; Ascomycota; Pezizomycetes; Pezizales; Pyronemataceae. The coding region runs from base 224 to 1009 and encodes 261 amino acids.